Penicillium canescens is the source of this 1578-nucleotide messenger RNA. RefSeq lists its product as uncharacterized. Gene Ontology annotation, molecular function: transmembrane transporter activity. NCBI's taxonomy places the organism in Eukaryota, Fungi, Ascomycota, Eurotiomycetes, Eurotiales, Aspergillaceae. Gene Ontology annotation, biological process: transmembrane transport. The record is from RefSeq and is a predicted model, not a curated record. The coding region runs from base 1 to 1578 and encodes 525 amino acids. The transcript is spliced from 2 exons.
AUGCAAGAGGGUGGUGUAACGGAGAAGCGACCGCCCCUGGUGUCCAACGAGGGCAAUACUGAGAACAACACCUCUCAACCCAUCCAGCCAGACUCAGGAGUUGACUUGGAGGUUCAAACGGAAAAUGGAUCCUUACCUCCAUACAGCAUUCUUCCAAAUGGCGGAAAGGCUUUUGUGAUUGUGGCGGGCUCAUUUGCGGCCCUCAUUUCACCACUUUCGAGCAGCAUCUACCUACCCGCACUUGACUCUCUCUCCAGGGAUAUGAAUGUCUCUGUUUCACUGAUCAACCUAACUAUCACCACAUAUUUGAUUUUUCAAGGACUUGCACCCUCAUUUAUCGGCAGUUUUUCAGACAUCCAUGGUCGACGUCCCGCAUACAUCAUCUCCUUUACAAUAUACCUUGGAGCCAAUAUUGGCCUUGCAUUACAGAACAACUAUGUCGCUCUGAUGAUUUUGCGUUGCAUUCAAUCCUCGGGCAGUAGUGGGACUGUUGCAUUGGGCAGUGCUGUCAUGGCCGAUCUUUCGACUCGUGCAGAGAGAGGAAAAUAUAUUGGAUACGCAGGCAUUGGUCUCGCGCUGGGACCGACACUGGGCCCUGUCAUAGGCGGACUUUUGGAUCAUUAUUUGGGAUGGAGGUCGAUCUUUUGGUUCCUGGUCAUUCUGUCGGGUGUUUGCUUUGUUGUGAUUCUUAUUGCUUUCCCCGAGACAUGUCGAGCUGUCGUGGGAAAUGGAUCUGUACCACCGGCGUCAUGGAAUCGCCCGCUUUGGGCGUUUUGUGUACGGCGCUCUCAAUUUUGCGAUGAACAGCGAGCCGCCGACUACACCACCAUUCAGCAACUGAAGCGGCGUCCCAACCCAAUAUCGGCUCUUUUUCUAGCCACACAAAAAGGGACAGGCUUGGUCCUCAUGUACGGUGCACUGUUAUAUGCAGGCUAUAUGGCCGUGAUCAGCACCCUGUCGACUCAGUUGACCAGUCGCUUUGGAUUCAACUCCAUCCAAGUCGGAUUGUGCUAUCUCCCCAUGGGCAUGGGUAGUAUCAGCUCUCGCUGGUUAGUUGGCCGAUUGUUGGACUGGAACUUCCACCGUGAAGCACGGCUUCAAGGUAUGACUAUCCAGAAAAAUCGACAGCAGGAGAUUGAAAACUUCAACAUUGAACGAGCUAGACUAGCAAUAACGAUCCCGUUAAUCUAUUUAGCCAGUCUCUGCAUUAUAGCCUACGGCUGGGUGAUGCAGUAUCGAACUGCUCUAUCUGGCCCUCUCGUGAUGUUGUUUUUCACUGGUCUUACGACUACAAGUGCAUUCAGCACACUGAGCAUACUGGUUGUAGACAUCCACUACCAAAGCGCGGCAACUACCGCGGCAGCUAGUAAUCUCUUUCGCUGCUUGCUGGGUGCUGGGGCAACAGCAGUGGCAUCACCUCUCAUAGGGGCAAUCGGCAUUGGGUGGACAGCAACGUUUAUUGCUGGUCUUUGGGCGCUUGGAAGCCCCGCUUUGUGGAUUGUUUUCCAGCAGGGAUAUCGUUGGAGACAGAAACUUGCCAACAAGGAGCAGCGAAAGCUUGACCAAUCCACCCCGUAA